Caenorhabditis bovis is the source of this 1194-nucleotide messenger RNA. The record is from the annotation of a GenBank genome assembly. Lineage: Eukaryota; Metazoa; Nematoda; Chromadorea; Rhabditida; Rhabditidae.
AUGUCGUACAUGAAAGCUCCAGCUCCAAGCAAAUCGACGUCGCUCUUCUCGACUCCAGGACCGAAGUGUUCGAUGCCGAACUUCGUCGUCCUCAACUUUGAUGUGAUGUCGACUUCUGAUCAGGUCCAGCUUGUCGAGCAAUGCUUCCUCACGUUUUAUACAUACAUGCAUACAAAGUCGCCAAACAACGCCGAAAUGAAAUUCCCAACCGUGUUCGACACUCGCCGCAUGCUUGAUGAUCAUCCGUUGAAGUCGGGACUCGAUCCGAAUUGUCGAACAACGUCGCCGUUGUGUCCGGACUCGUUCGCCAAGGUUAUGAAGAGCAUUGACACGUUCAUCUUCGACGCUGACGGCGUCCUUUGGCUUGGAGAGGGUGUGAUGCCAGGAUCGCCAAGACUUAUCGAAUACCUCAUCAAGCACGACAAGCAGAUCAUUGUGCUUACUAACAACGCGACCAAAUCGCGAGCAGUGUACGCCAAGAAGCUUUCGAAACUAGGGUACAACGCAAAACUCAAUAAGAACACAUUGGUGAAUCCCGCCGCCGUGGUGGCUGACACCCUUCAUCGAGCCGGACUCAAUGGAAAGAAGGUGUACCUCAUUGGAGAGCAGGGUCUUCGCGAGGAGAUGGACGAGCUCGGCAUCGAAUACUUCGGCCAUGGAGCCGAGAAGAGUGACGUCGAUUCGCUUGGAGCUGGAGCGUUCAUGUACGACAUCAAACUUGAGGACGACGUUGGCGCUGUCGUCGUCGGCUAUGAGAAGUACUUUGACUAUUGCAAGCUGAUGAAGGCCGCCAACUAUCUUCGCGAAGACGGCGUCCUCUUCAUCGCCACCAAUGAAGAUGAGACGUGUCCGGGACCGAAUCCCGACGUCGUCAUUCCGGACGCCGGCCCGAUCGUCGCCGCCAUCAAAUGCGCGUCGGGACGAGACCCGUUGACUGUUGGCAAACCGUGCACGCCGGCAUUCAACUACAUCAAGCGAAAGUUCAAUAUCAAUCCGGCUCGAACAAUGAUGAUCGGCGAUAGAACCAAUACCGAUGUGAAGUUCGGAAGAGAUCACGGCCUCAAAACGAUGCUCGUGCUCUCCGGAUGCCACCAAAUCGAGGACAUCAUCGAGAAUCAGAUGAACGAACGCGACGACAUGAUUCCCGACUACGUCGCUCCAUGCCUCGGCGCUCUCGUUCCAGAACGCUUCUAA